GGAAAAGAUUUUGGUCACAUGGCCACGCAGUCAUUCUGAAAGUAUGCUGGUGGGGGUACUGCCCACAGAAAUGUGAAAGCCCUUCACAGUGAGCGGCCGCGUCCACGCAGCGAGCAUCGUUUUCACAGCCCGGAGUCAAUCGGCAACAUCUGGCCGGUGGAUUCGAAACAGGAGGCGAGCGGGUGACGACAGCAGAAAUGUCUCAAAGCGCAGCCUCCGCUGAGGAAAGCACCUCAUCUCCAUUCUCCAACAGCUCUGCCAUCCCAGUCGACAGCUCCCCCGACACCUCUGUGCUGGACAAAAUCGCAGCCAGCGACAUAACCUCCAGAGCGAACUAUGUCUACAGUUUCUUUGCAGGUCUGGGAUUCGUGGCCGGCUGCUUUCUGCUCUACGGCUUGGUCCAGACGUACAGGGCACACAGGCGGCUGGCCUGGCUCGACUGUCUGCUCUGGGCCUUCUGUGGCGUCCAGCUGCUGCUCCUGCUCCUCUCUCUCCAUGCUGUGGCCUACAGACCCGACUACCUGGAGACCACGGCUCUGGGCUGCGCUGCUCUCUCCUUCGUCAUCAACACGGCCUCCCUGUGCGGCCUGUUUGUGUUAGUGCUCAUGGUCUAUGUGCUGACCCUCGAUCCGCCAUCCAACGCCCUGCUGAGGAAGCCCGGGGCCUGUGUGGCUCUGGUGAUCCUGACUUCUGUCCUCAUCUCCCUGAUGCUGGCUGCGAUUCGAGGGCCCAGCGAGGGCCUGCAGGAAACAACAGAGUGUUUUAUGGAUCCAGUCCAAGCUGGGGUUUCGUAUGCAGCCUCUAAGGUGUGUCUGGCUUUUCUGAUUCCCUACAUCCUCCAAUUAGGACUUCUGAUAUGCGGCGGCGUCCGGCAGUGGAAAUCUAAAGGUCGCUUCCUCUCCGGCUCCGAGGAGGGUCCCGUGUUCCUGGCUGUCACCGUGGUCACGUUUCUCUGCCUGCUGUUCUACAGCGUGGCGCUGGUCAGGGGAGCACGGCUGCAGAGCGAGGGGGGGCUGAGCCACCACGAGCAGGCGUUUCUGAACGUGGCCGAGUUUGUGCUGUUCUCGGGGAGCAGUGCCAGCCUGAUGCUCGUACUCUUCAUGCACCGGCCCAGUCGGGAGAGUCUCCACGGGGCGUUGAGGCAACUGAGUGACUGCUGUCGAAACCCAGGGCGCACGCAGCCCAACAGAAACAUCAUUGCUCCACAUAUAGAGAUCACAGACACCCUGCAGGACAUUGAGUGAUAGGCCACAAAAAACUCUCUCUCUUUUGCAAUAAACGAACGACCUCUCAUAUGAUGUAUUAGACAUUUUCUUUCUUUACUUCCACCAAGGAGCUUUCCACCCCUGUCCGUUUGUUUGAAGACAUUUCCAUGAAACUUGGUGGAAGCAUGUGUUAUGGAUCAGGGAGGAACGAAUGUACUUUUAAGUGCUUUUUUGGGACAUUUCAUCAUCAGGUAUAUUCAGGGAACUGAUAUCUAUGAGUGUGUAUAAAUUUGUUCAGCUUGAAUUGGGGGACGGAUGGGCCUUGGCAGACGUAAGCACUCUACUGAGGGCCAUUGUAGUUCUGCAUUGUAAUUGUGCGACUAUGUACAUGCAUGUGUUUACAAAGCUAUUUUCUGUACAUGUGUAUUUUACAAAAAAUAAAUGUGUUGCUAUACAUCCUUGGAACUAUAAAACAUAUUUGCAUUUUAUACAGUUUACUCUUUAGGAAAUAAAGAAAUUAAAAUGCCAUUGUACAAUA
Molecule: messenger RNA, 1743 nt
Organism: Pleuronectes platessa (European plaice)
Lineage: Eukaryota; Metazoa; Chordata; Actinopteri; Pleuronectiformes; Pleuronectidae
Exons: 2
Coding region: 198-1244 (348 amino acids)
Source: RefSeq, a predicted model, not a curated record